Molecule: messenger RNA, 1794 nt
Organism: Arabidopsis lyrata subsp. lyrata
Lineage: Eukaryota; Viridiplantae; Streptophyta; Magnoliopsida; Brassicales; Brassicaceae
Exons: 1
Coding region: 446-1393 (315 amino acids)
Cellular component (GO): membrane
Source: RefSeq, a predicted model, not a curated record
GGGUAGACGGACAACUGUUACGGCGAAAUUGAAUGCCGCAAUGUAUCAAUAUGAUUGGUCCAAAAGGAAAGUAAAAAACAAAUUAUAAUUAAAUUUUAAUGUGUAAAGGAGAAAAAAUCAGAUGAACAGGCUGUAUAAUUUUUUUUUGUGAACAACAAAUGGGACUGACGACAACACUCUUCUUCCCCUUUUUGUCCUUUUGGCUCUCUCUCUCUCUUUUCCACCGGCGACCAUUCAUUCUCUCUCUUCCUCCUCCGCCUUCCUCCAUUGCUCCUCAUUCCUCGAUUUGUUCUUCUCUACACCACCAAUUCCCAUUUUUACCCUUUUUGAACUCUUCUUCACACACUCAGACGUGACGGCGACUUUUUAUUACUGAGUCUCACAUCUUUGACUCGCCCUGGGGGAUUUUUUUGCUCCAGAGGCGACAGAAAAAAAAAAAACAACAAUGGGGUUUCUCCGUUGUCUCCAGUUGCUGCUUCUGUUUCUAUCUCUUCGUCUACAAAAGCUCUCUGCUCAAUCUCUACCCAAUGCUUCUUCUUCUUCUUCUCCUCUCGAUGCUCUUCUUCAAGAUUACUCUUUUAGAGCCUUUGUUCGUCCUCGUACCGGCAUUCUCUACGAAGCUUCUACUGUUCCUUCCAAUUUGACUGGGAUCAAACUCGCUGCCAUGAGACUCAGAAGCGGAAGCUUUAGAAGACGUGGAGUUACUCCUUUUAAAGAGUUCUCAAUUCCCAGCGGCGUUAUCGUCAAGCCGUAUGUGACAAGGCUUGUAUUGGUUUAUCAAAACCUAGCUAAUUUCUCUCACUUGUAUUACCCUUUGUCUGGUUAUGAUUAUGUCGCUCCUGUGUUGGGUCUUCUCGCUUACGAUGCUAAGAAUCUCUCUGCGGUUAAUUUGCCUCAGCUUGAUUUGAGGGUGUCUAAUGAUCCUAUCAGAAUCGAUUUCUCUGAUCUGGAACGAAUCCCGCAAGGGUCUAGUGCUAAGUGUGUUAGAUUUGAUUCUAAAGGUGAAGCGAGUUUCAGCGAAUCGAUUCAGCCUGGAAACACAUGCGAGACUGAGCAUCAGGGACAUUUCUCAGUUGUGGUGAAAUCUGUAGCCUCUGCUCCGAGUCCAGCUCCUCCAGGGGAUAGGAAGGAGAAGAAGAAGAAGAGCUCUGAAUCCAAUUCCAAGACUUGGAUCAUUGUUGGGUCGGUGGUAGGUGGAUUGAUACUGUUGGGGCUUUUACUGUUUCUGGUUUUGAGAUGUCGGAAUUAUAAGAAGCAAGAGAAAUUGAGGGAGAUGGAGAGAGCUGGAGAGACAGGGGAAGCUCUGAGAAUGACUCAGGUCGGAGAAACUAGAGCACCAACUGCUACUACGACUCGUACACAACCAAUGCUUGAAACCGAAUACGCAGCUUAGGACACUUUGUGUACAUCAUCAUCAUCAUCAUCAUCACAUCUUCUUGAUCAUCUGUUACUUCUUCUUCUUCUUUUUUUCUUCAAUUAUUCUUCUUUUGGUAAAGUGUUUUUUUUUUUUUCUGAUUAUUUUUUCGUUGUGGUUAGCAAGUUGAUACUUCCACAUUCAUCUUGUUUCUCUGCUGGUGAUAAGGAAAUAAGUAAUAUUAUUUUCUUGUUGUGCUCUCAAAUCACAAACUUUGGUGGUCUCUCCAUGGAAAUGAAAAGAGUUGGAUUGUUUCUGGAGUGCACUCACUUUGUUUUCUUCUAACUACUUUUGCUGUAAAGCUUUGCUCUUUUUUUGUAAUAAUUUCAACAUCUUUUGUCUGGAAAGCAGACAGUUGAAGAAGAUUAAAAUCAUCCAUA